This is a messenger RNA of Rodentolepis nana, 2634 nucleotides long. The record is from the annotation of a GenBank genome assembly. Lineage: Eukaryota; Metazoa; Platyhelminthes; Cestoda; Cyclophyllidea; Hymenolepididae.
AUGCUCAGAAAAGCUGAAGAAGAAAUCAAAAGAAAGGCUGAAGAAGCCGAAGUUGCCAGAGCACUUCAAGACUUUGAGAAUACUUUCCAGAAGUCUAACAAAAUCGAUAGAACAUGGGUUAAAGGUGGAGUAGUUAAACCCGGUAGUGGUGAGGAAAAGGUUGGAGCUGGUCCUUCAGUCUACAAGCCUGUUUCGAAGUUUGGCGAUAAAUCAAAAACCUUGGAGGUAGGAAAGGUGGAGAACAAAACAGAGGGCGCAAAGAAACCUAUUAUCGGGAGGAAAGGUCAAACCAAAAAGAUGACCAAUCUAGAAUUAUUCAAAGAGGAAUUAAAAAGUAUUCAACAGCAACGAGAACAGCGCCAUCAACUUAGACAGCAGAAUCGGGCCAAGGGUAUAUCUGAUUCAAAAAUGCCUCCUGCUAUGCCCCCUUCUGAACUUUCCCUUGAUUUUGAAGAUAUUGAUAAAAGAACUCGACUUCGAGAUUAUGGUUACCCAUACGAUGAAGAUUCUGAUAAAUCAUCUACAAAUCUUUUCCUCGGUAAUUUGUGUCCAAAAAUGACGGAACAGCAGCUCUGUGAUGUUUUUGGUCGCUACGGGCCCUUGGCUAGUGUUAAAAUAAUGUGGCCAAGAACGGAGGAACAGCGUGCCGUUGCUAGAAAUUGUGGAUUUGUGGCUUACAUGAAUCGGUCAGAUGCGGAACGGGCGCUGGAGAAUCUCCGUGGGAAGGAGUUUAUGGGCUAUGAAAUGAAGUUGGGUUGGGGCAAAACUGUACCUAUUCCAGCCUUCCCCGUUUAUGUCCCCCCUCCCCUUCUCGAAUUAAUCACACCCCCUUCUCAGUCUGGUCUUCCUUUCAAUGCCCAACCUAGAGAUUGGCUCAAGUCCAACCUACCAGUUGUCAAGGAGCAGGCAACGAUGGCCACUGAUCCUCCAGAAAAUGGUGACUCCACAACGUCAUCAUCAACCUCAGAUAAAUUUCCGUUUAACAUCCACACUAUGCCAAAGGAAACCUUCAAUAAAGUUUUAGAAGAGGCUGUUGUGAAAGUCAUAAUUCCUACCGACAGAGCAAUUCUAACCACAAUUCAUCGACUAAUUGAAUUUGUUGUCCGCGAGGGACCUCAAUUUGAAGCUGCUAUUAUGAAUAAAGAGGAGAGGAAUCCCCAAUACAAGUUUCUCUUUGAUUAUCAGACUCCGGAACAUCUUUACUAUCGGUGGAAACUCUGGUCGAUUCUUCAUGGUGAAUCCGUAAACAAGUGGAGCUCAGAGGAGUUUCGAAUGUACGAGGGAGGACCAUUGUGGAGACCGCCCCCUGCUAAUUUCUUCGCCACAGGAAUGCCUGAGGAGUUAGUCGAGCCCGCUAAUUAUCCUGUCGCUCCUGGUUACUCGGGAAAGGAUGAUGCCGCUGAGGCUGAACUUCACAAUGAAGCCCUUCGGCGUGGAGCAAGUGGUGAUCGCGGUACAUCGUCUGGUCUCACUCAAGCACAACGGGAUCGUCUCACUGUCUGGAUCAAUGAUCUCGAACCCUCACGAGCUCAAAUAGGUGAUGUCAUGGUCUGGUGCCUUGAGCACGCUGAUGCUGCUCCUGGUAUCGUGGACAUUAUCGCCAAAUCACUGAAACGGAAAUCUGCCAGCGAAGUGCCUACACAGAGUGAUAGCAGUGAAAAUGAAUUCGCAUUGAAACCACCAACAUCUAUUCCGUCCGCAAUGGCUAGACUCUUCCUGGCCUCGGAUAUUCUCUACAAUUCGGGGGCAAAAGUGUCUAAUGCAUCGUUCUAUCGAAAAUGUUUUGAAAAUCGGUUGCUCGAGAUGUUCACUGAUCUUGGCACCUUAUACCGCGAUUUGGAGGGGAAAUUGAAGACGGAGCAAAUGAAGGUUAGCUGCUUGCAAUUUUUACUGCGGAUCACCAAAGCGAAGACGGGAGGAGAUUUGGACGAAGACGAGCUGGCAGGAGUGCCUCUGGAUGGUGAAUCGCGUCCUGCUACUGCCGAAAUGACUACGAUUGAUGGAAAUGUUGAAUCCCUUGAUGGUGCUCCUUUAGUUCAAUAUGAUGGGGAUCCAUUGGAUGUUGAUGGUAGCCCACUGGCUCCUGAAGGAAAUGCUGGUGCUGAAGACGAUGACGUUUUUGAUGGUGUUCCAUUGGAUAUAAGCUCUCUGAAUGCUCCCGAAGCAGGUAAACCAAAGACUUCAUCAGCUCCUCUCUUUGUUCCCUCAAAAUGGGAAUCUGUUGAUCCCGACAAGGCAGUUGAAGAAGCUGUGACGUCAAAUCGGUGGGAUUUAUUCGUGGACCCUAAUGCUGCUGAAUCUCCUGCCGAUCAAGUGGCGGAAGCGGGAGUAUCGAAACCUGACAGUGACGAGGAUGUAGAUGGAAGACCCCUUGAUACACUUUGUGCAUCCGGAAUGGGUCUUGUUGCGUACGACGACGAUGAUGCAAUAUCCCCUGUACUUUCACCUCAACAAAAUACAUCUGAAGUUCCUUCAUCCUCUUCCCAGUUUGCGAAUGAACCAAUGUCUGAUGCCCGAAGACAAGCUCUGCGAGAAAUUGAAGUGAAAGUUCUGAAAUAUCAAGAUGAAUUAGAGUCAGCGAAACGACGAGGAGAUUCUGUUACUUCUGAGGACGCCAUUAAACAGGUGGGCUGA